Molecule: messenger RNA, 1078 nt
Organism: Folsomia candida
Lineage: Eukaryota; Metazoa; Arthropoda; Collembola; Entomobryomorpha; Isotomidae
Exons: 3
Coding region: 130-681 (183 amino acids)
Source: RefSeq, a predicted model, not a curated record
AUGCACUUGCCAGAAUUAUUUCAACGAUUUUAAAUAAUUCUACCACAACCUGUCUUGUUAGGUUGACCCUGCUUCACAAAUCUUGUCCCAUUGCAAACUUGGCGAAUUAUUUGUUAAACAUUUCAAAUUAUGUUUACAAACACCCUGCAAAACUACAAUGUACAAUGUGUGGAUACCCUAUUUAUCAUAUGUACCUACUUCUCCUCAAUUUACAAAUACAAAAAUGUCUUAAGUAUCAAUCUGGUCCUAAAAAUUGUAUCCCACCGCAUCCAUUACAAAAACGCCAUGAAAUUGUUUGCCCAACUUUUCGCAGCAAUUGCGAUCAUCUCCAUCGCACACGCCAUGCCGGCACGCCUUGAAGAACAAGAAGGUUCCGAACUUGAGGAAGAAUCCUCCUCCGAAAAUUUAGAGAAACGGCAUUCGCACCACUACGAUGACUAUUAUUCUGACGAAGAGGACGACUACUAUUCAGGCGAGGAAUAUUCCGACGAAUAUUAUUCCGAGGAAGAACGAGGCGAACAAGUCGGCACCGAUUCCGGAGCCGAAACCGACGCAGGCGGCGAACAAUCUGGACGUUUCAUGCUGCAAAAGGUCGCCGGCUGGGGGGGCAAUCCAUACGCGACUUAUUACACUGGCCAAAACGGAGGAAUGUAUCAAGGAAUGGGUGGUUGGUGGGGAUAAGAAGAAGGAAAAGUUUAGAAUUAAUUAUCCCUCGAUAACCAACAAACGCUUGAUUGAUAAUCAAUCAGUUAUAUAAAAAAGACAAGUCACACAUAAUAAUGGAACCACAAUAAUAUAAUCAUGACAAUAUUAUCAUCAUCAUUAAUUUAAUUGCUUAUUUAUUCAGUUAUGCUAAAAAAUUUCUAUCCAUCAAUCAAUAUACCACUUUAAAUAAGAUUCUUCAUGGGUUAAGGCAGGAGCGUUAAUAAAAUAAAAUAAAUGAGGUGCGUCUUCAUAAUUCGUAGUCAAUUGGGAGAGAAGAUGACUCGCCGUUAUUAAUUGAUUGGGUAUUGAUUACGCAAUAAAAUGACUGACUAAAUUCCAUUGCUUUAUGCGUGAAGUGAUUGAUUGAUUAGCA